AAUAGAAAAAGGGACUUCUAUAAACAGGGCAUGGGGAGAUGAGAAUGGCACACAGUCCAAAUCAAAAUAAAAUCUCUCUCAUGAGACAGACUUAGACGACUCAUGUGACUGACUGCCUGCCUGCCAUUUGCGCCAUCUGACCAAUGUCUCGUCGUCCUCCUCCUCCGCAUUCCUCCUCCUCUUUGCUGCUUGUUUUGUUGGUGUGGGCAGCCGCCGCCACUUCUAGUACUAGUAGUGGUGAAGGAUCUUUGGGUGUGGUGAAAGUAGAUCCAACCCUCAAGUUUGAGAACCCAAGGCUUCGCCAAGCCUACAUUGCCCUCCAAGCUUGGAAGGCCGCCAUCUUCUCGGACCCAUUCAACUUCACCUCCAGCUGGAAUAGCUCGGACGUGUGCUCCUACAUGGGCGUAUUCUGUGCUCCUAAGUCCACCGGUGCACAUGGCCGUGUGGUCGCCGGCAUCGACCUCAACCAUGCUGACAUUGCUGGCUAUCUGCCUCCAGAGCUAGGCCUCCUCUCAGACCUGGCGCUCUUCCACCUCAACUCCAACCGCUUCUGCGGCGUCGUCCCUAGCAGUUUGCGGCUCAUGAAGCUGCUCCAUGAGCUCGACCUCAGCAACAACCGCUUUGUGGGAGACUUCCCCAAAGUAGUGUUCUCCUUGCCUUCCCUCAAGUACUUGGAUCUCCGCUUCAACGAGUUCGAAGGCUCCGUUCCCUCCCAGCUCUUCGACAAGGAUCUGGAUGCCCUUUUCCUCAACGACAACAGGUUCCAAUUUGGCAUCCCUCCCAAUCUCGGCAACUCUCCCGUUUCGGUUCUGGUGUUGGCCAACAACAAUCUCGGGGGUUGCAUUCCUGGUAGCAUUGGUAACAUGGCCAAGACGCUCAACGAGAUCAUCCUCUUGAAUGACAAUCUCACCGGCUGCUUGCCUCCCCAGAUCGGCCUCCUCACCAAUCUCACGGUGUUUGAUGUCAGCUUCAACCGACUUCAAGGACCUCUUCCCUCCACCAUCGGCAAAAACAUGAAGAGCUUGGAGCAGCUGGACGUGGCCGGCAACAGACUCACGGGUGUCAUCCCAGCCAGUAUUUGCCAGCUACCUCGUCUGCACAACUUCACCUAUUCCUUCAACUAUUUCACCGGAGAGGCUCCUGCUUGUGCUGCUAACAAAAAUAAUAUCAAUGGUCGCAAGAACUGCAUUCGUGGUAAGUUGGAUCAGAGAUCUGCAAGGGAAUGUGCUUCGCCAGCUGCACGUCCCGUGGACUGCCGCAAGCUCCAAUGCAGCAGCACUACUAUUCCUGGAGGCGGAGGAGGCAGCGGCGGGGGUUCUAAGAGAAGGCCUCCUCGGGUUUCAACACCCUCAGCGCCGGUUGGGAAUAAGCCGCCUGCUCAACGAAGGCCACCUCGGGUUUCAACACCCCCACCCCCGACUUCAGAGUCAUCACCUUCCACUAGAUCACAUCCUCCUCCACCAUCAAACCCUUCUUCUUCUUCUUCUUCUCCGCCUCUAGUACCUAAUAGAGCACCUCCUCCUUCCAAUUCCAAUUCCCAUUCCCCUACAAAGCCUCCGCCACCUACUCAAAGAGUUUCACCCAGGACGCAUCUUCCACCUUCACCCCCUCCAUCUAGUAGUCAUCAUCAUUGGACUUUGACACCACCACCCCCACCUACCCAAAAUGUGUCACCAACUACUCAUCUAAGACCACCUCCGCCGCCGCUGCCCACGCACUACAACUCCUCUUCUUCCCCACCACCACCAGUACUUUACCAUGCUUCACCACCUGAUCACUCUAAACAUGAUCUAGUGCCGCCAUCACCUCCAAAUCAUUACUCGUAUGCUUCACCACCACCACCGCCGCAACUCUCGGCGCCGCCACCUCCACAGCAUUCAGCCCAUGUCCCACCUGCUCCGAGCUAUCAUACUUACACAAGUCCACCACCUCCACCUCCACCUUCAUCACCAUCUUCACCGCCACCUCCGCCACCACCACGAUCGCCACCUCCACCUCCGCCACCACCACGAUCGCCACCUGCACCUCCACCAACACAUGAGCAGUAUACAAAAGCACCACCUCCUUCCCCCGCACAUAAGCAUUAUCCUUCAAAAGCUCCACCAUCACCCACAAGUACAGGUGGAAGUCCCCCACAUGAUACGCCGUCAGCCCCCUCACCAAGUGAGCCAUCUCAUCCCUUACCUCCACUGCCGCCCACCGGUUGUGUGAUUCCUGCAUCACCAUCACCACCACCCCCACCAAGCCAUCAUACCGUGCCAUCACCCACAUUUCAAUUUGUACCCCCACCUUCAUCAAGGCAUCACCACUCACCUCCCGAACAACAGCAUUGGCAUCAACCACCACCAUCAUCGCAUCAACAGUUUCCUCCCCCGUCCCCAUUCGAUAGCACACCGCUUCCACCAGUUAUAGGAGUGUCAUAUGCGUCUCCUCCUCCCCCUGUAGUUCCCUACUACUAAUUCAGUGAUUUCUAGCGUAUGUUUAAGAAGAAUCGCAAUUCUUUUGCUGCGAAUGAGUAGACAACCACCCUGCAUAUAUACAGUAGCAAGGAUCAGUUCCGUAUCUUUCGUGUGCGAAUGUUGUUCUUCUCGUUUUUAAGAUGCAGUUUAUCCUCUAAGGGGUUGCUACCGUUGCUUCAAUUUAUAGCAAUAAUAGUUUCAUUGCUGCUUGCCUAUUCCUAUCCAUUUGUAUUCUCAUAAAUUUAUUUCAUUCUCCGAUACAGCCAAGCGGAUGGAUUUUCAUUAUGAAUUAAAGUUUAUUUUGUCA
Prunus dulcis (almond) is the source of this 2766-nucleotide messenger RNA. RefSeq names its product leucine-rich repeat extensin-like protein 2. Bases 144 to 2459 code for a protein of 771 amino acids. NCBI's taxonomy places the organism in Eukaryota, Viridiplantae, Streptophyta, Magnoliopsida, Rosales, Rosaceae. The transcript has a single exon. Gene Ontology annotation, molecular function: protein binding. The record is from RefSeq and is a predicted model, not a curated record.